AUGGAUCCGGAGCCGAAAACCCCAGACUGGUCGCCAGCCGAGACUCUGUUUGGCUCGUCUAUUUUCGCGAGAUCGGUGCACCACCAAUCAGAGCGGCUUCUCGCAGCCCCUGCGCGGGGCCGUGGCGGUCUCCCGCCAAUGGGGAUGGCCGCUUCUUUUUACCCCUGCGGUCGGCUCCGUGCAGACCAGGAACAUCCCCGGUUUCGGUCGCAUGGCAAUUUUCCAUGCGUUUUGGGACUGCUGCUCCGGCAUUAG
This is a messenger RNA of Penicillium chermesinum, 255 nucleotides long. RefSeq lists its product as uncharacterized. The transcript has a single exon. The record is from RefSeq and is a predicted model, not a curated record. NCBI's taxonomy places the organism in Eukaryota, Fungi, Ascomycota, Eurotiomycetes, Eurotiales, Aspergillaceae. The coding region runs from base 1 to 255 and encodes 84 amino acids.